CAAAGUCUCUUUGCAUAUCUCUCUUAAUAACUUUGACUAGGUUAUGUCUACCGUGGAUUUCGCGUCUCUUGUCGACGCUGUGAUCGAACGCCAUGGCGAAGACUUGUGGGAACUGAGCCGUUUCCUCUACGCAAACCCCGAGUUGGCCCUGGCUGAAUUCAAGGCCCACGACAAACUAUGCGCGUUUUUGAAAAGCCAUGGCUUUGAGGUCCGCAGAAACCACUUGCUGGAGACUGCGUUCAGGGCUGAGUUUGACGCUCCCGGAGGAACUGAUGGUCCAACUGUAGCUAUCAUGGCCGAGUACGACGCCUUGCCUGAAAUAGGACAUGCCUGCGGUCACAACCUCAUCGCCGAGAGUGCAGUUGGCGCCGCCAUUGCUGUCAUGGAGGCCAUGAAGACAACGGACACCAUCCGUGGCAAGCUUGUCGUCAUGGGAACACCAGCCGAAGAGAACUGCGGAGGUAAGGAAAUUCUCCUGCAGAAAGGUGCAUUCAGUGACAUUGACGUGGCCAUGAUGGUCCAUCCUUGUACAAGUGACACUAUCCGACCGGGCGCUUCAGCGAGGCAAAAGACGACAGUGUGUUUUCGAGGAAAAGCGGCGCAUGCAGCCGGAUGUCCCUGGGAAGGGUUGAAUGCUGUGGAUGCAGCUGUAGCCUCAUACAAUAAUAUUUCGUUACUGCGGCAGCAGAUGAAGCCAACUUCUCGAAUACAUGGCAUUUUCGUGGAGGCGGGUACAAGCUGCAAUGUUAUACCCGAAAGCAGCAAGCUCAUCUACAACAUUCGUGGCGAAACCGCUCGUGAUCUGGAUGAACUGGUCGCCAAGGUAGAGGACUGUUUUCAAGCCGCUGCGCUGGCUACCGGGUGUACCGUGACAAUGGAGAACGACAUACUAUACAAGGACUUCGUCCACAACACGGUCCUGUCAAAAAUAUACCGAAAACAUGGGCGGCGCAUGGGUGUGCGCUUUGAAGACGACGACAUGGUGAAAGUGCACGGCACCGGUGCGUCCUCGGACGCCGGCAACGUGUCGCACGAGCUGCCCACGCUGCACCCGGUGUUUCUCAUACCAGCCAGCUCCGGCAACCACACACGGGCCUUUGCCGAAGCGGCCAAUUCACCCGAUGCACAGCCGCCGACCCUUCGCGCGGCCAAGCUGCUCGCGCUCACGGCGCUGGAUGUACUCGCCGACCCUGCGCUGUUGGCUGACGUGCAACGGGAGUUCCGCGAAUGGAAAUCCUCUUGCGCCUAAAUACAAAGAGAAUUAUGUGCCACUACGAGCACUCCCGUGGUUGAUAUUUAAAUGAAGACGUGUCUUUUUCUCCGGAACUCCUGUUGCGGCAGCCAUGCAUAUUACGAUGUCGAUGCCAUCACGCAUACAUCCGCAUUCGCGGAAAACGUGUCAGCCUAUCUUCCGCCU
This is a messenger RNA of Rhipicephalus sanguineus (brown dog tick), 1417 nucleotides long. Its product is annotated as xaa-Arg dipeptidase. NCBI's taxonomy places the organism in Eukaryota, Metazoa, Arthropoda, Arachnida, Ixodida, Ixodidae. The transcript has 6 exons. Gene Ontology annotation, molecular function: dipeptidase activity. The coding region runs from base 44 to 1249 and encodes 401 amino acids. The record is from RefSeq and is a predicted model, not a curated record.